AUGACCGAUGAAUCCCCUGAAGUUCUAGCUGAAGGAGCACCCAAAUCUGUCCAUGACAAGUAUGAGCAUUGGCAGAUGAAUAACAACAAGGCUAAGGUGUACAUGAUGGCUAGCAUGUCAGACACGCUUACGACGAAGCUGGAAGAUGUCAAAACUACACAUGACAUCGUGGAGCAGCUUCAAGAGUUGUUUGGACACAAAUCUGGGCAAGCUCAUUCGGAAGCCACCAAGAAGUAUGCAAAUUCUAGGAUGGCACUAACGAUGCAUGUUCGUGAUCAUUUUAUCAAGAUGACGAACUACUUCCAUGAGAUUGAGUUGCAUUGA
Molecule: messenger RNA, 324 nt
Organism: Humulus lupulus (European hop)
Lineage: Eukaryota; Viridiplantae; Streptophyta; Magnoliopsida; Rosales; Cannabaceae
Exons: 1
Coding region: 1-324 (107 amino acids)
Source: RefSeq, a predicted model, not a curated record